AUGCGCUCGGCGUCAUCGAGUGAUCUAGAACCGUCAUCGGAAGAGCGAGUACCGCAAUGGACGAGUGAAAGCUUCUUGGAGCUUCGCUCUGAAUUCCUAGUCGAGCGUACUGAGUUCAAGGCUCUGGAAAUUCUCAGGCGAAUGGUUGCGAUAGACGUCAAGCAAGUUGACGAAAAUGCUUGGCUCGAGUGCAAGGAUGUAAUAUCGAUGCUACUGAAUGCAAUUCCAGUUCAAACCCUGCUGGAGACGCAGCAGAUUAUGCUGCUGACUGCACUGGAGUCUUGUCCGUCACAUGUUGUGAGUGCACUUGCUGCUCACUUUUCAUCUCAUCAGGAUGUUGUCUCACCACUGCUGAACGGUGUUGCUCAGGCGGUGGCGGUAGCGUUCGCACGUCGCAUUAACGAUCCAGACACAUUCGAGCAGGUAAAUGUAUCAAUCAUUUAA
Molecule: messenger RNA, 444 nt
Organism: Cooperia oncophora
Lineage: Eukaryota; Metazoa; Nematoda; Chromadorea; Rhabditida; Trichostrongylidae
Source: the annotation of a GenBank genome assembly